AUGAUCCGCGUCUUCACGAAGACGGUCGUGCCGGUGAUGGACAUCAUCGAGCUGCAGGGCAAGAUCGUCAUCACAGAGGAGGCGCUGAGCGCCGCGCGAGACGCCAAGGAGCGUCGACGCGCGUCACGACGUGAGCCGCGCCGGAGCGGGGCGACCAACAGCGGCACUGCGUUAGGGGAGGGCACCAGCGGCACGGACAUUGGACUUCUGUCUCUCUCCACCGGCAGCGGCAGCAGCAGCAGUUGUUGUAGUGACAGCACCAGUGACGAAGAGGAUGGCGAGUGCAGCGCUCACGCCACGGCAGGCCCCAGCGGAGACGCAGACUUUGCGAUGCGGCGGCACGGUGCUGCAGACUCACUAUGUGGGCCUGCAUCCGCGCUGCGUGGCCCGUCAUCCACAACCGGCGCUUCUCCUGCUGCUCCUCCGUCUCGAGGACCAAAUUCAUUCUUUGCUUCUCGUCGCGCCACUGUUGUGGAGGUGCCACUCGGCCACGUGGUGCAGGACCGCCUCAAUGGGCACCGCUGCACCCUCUGCAUCGACACGCUGCGGGUUCAUGGCAGUCGGUUCAGCUUCAAGCACCCGUGGCUGGUGCUGCGGGAGUGCACACCUGCUCGUAUGCGAAAGCUGCGUCGGCAGAUGGCUCGCACGCAGGUAGUGCGUGACGACACACACGCCCGGGAGUUGCUGACAGCGGGUAACGGGGAAGGUGGGGGUGUACCGGUCGCUGAGCCGGCGGAUGACGCUGCAUCAUCGUCAUCGGUAGCGCCGGAGGUGACGAUGUUAUUUUCCGAGUGGCUCCAUCAGCACCCAGACAUGCUCUCCCUCAACUCGCUUUUCCUCGAUGACUUCGAUACCGGUGAUAAGGACGACGCGCGCGCACGUGGGCCGACUGCCGCGAACCCAACCUGUGGUGUGUCGAAAUCGGCGUCUUCGGAGAGCACGCCUAGGAGUGUCAGGGCACUCAAGCGUCCUCGCGAGGCGGAGAACGACGAGGAUACCGCACUGGACUGCCGGUCGUUCUCAUCUCAUUCGCCAGCGAGCACCUCCAAUAUCUCUUCUGCAGCGACGGUCUACAAAAAUUACGAAAUUGUCGGUGUUGUGCGCAGCGCUGUCCUGUUCAACUCGAAGCCGGAACGCGUCUUUCAGUGA
Messenger RNA from Leishmania braziliensis MHOM/BR/75/M2904, 1149 nucleotides. RefSeq lists its product as hypothetical. The transcript has a single exon. Bases 1 to 1149 code for a protein of 382 amino acids. The record is from RefSeq and is a predicted model, not a curated record. NCBI's taxonomy places the organism in Eukaryota, Euglenozoa, Kinetoplastea, Trypanosomatida, Trypanosomatidae.